AUGGUAGAGCCCGUCACAAACAUUGCCCCCGGCGAGAAGGUCUAUGGCGACAUCGAAGUGGAGAUGGUGGAGGACAACAAGGGCGGCCUCACCCACGUCGCGCACUUGGUCGUCACCAAGUCGUUCAUUUUCCUCGUCACCAUUGCCGGUCUCUCUGGUAUCUUGUUCGGUUACGACACUGGUAUCAUCGGCUCGGCGUUGCCCAUGGUCGGCGCCGAUCUUGGUCACGAACUGUCCUACGUCGAGCAGGAGAUCAUCACCGCCGGCUGCACUAUUGGUGCCAUCUUUGGCGGUCUCAUUCUCGGUGCCAUGGCCGACAAAUGGGGUCGCAAGUGGUGUCUUGUGAUUGCGGACAUUGGCUACUCGGUGGCCCAGAUGAUCGUCGGUCGUCUCGUUCUCGGCGUCGGUGUCGGUGGUGCCUCGGCUGUCGCGCCUCUCUAUCUGUCAGAGCUGGCUCCCACUGCCGUCCGUGGCCGCACAGUCGGAACCUAUGGUUUCUUCGUUCCCUUCGGACAAUUUGUGUCCACGGCCAUCGGCACCGGAUUCCAGGCAGGUGUACCCAACCACAUCAGCUGGCGUGUUCUCUUCGGUCUUGGCGCCGUACCCUCGAUUCUCCAACUUGUCCUCAUGCACUGGCUUCCCGAGUCGCCGCGUGUUCUCAUUCUUUGGGGCAAAAAGGAACAGGCCCGCGAGACCAUUGCCAAGAUCUACAAGGGCGCCCCGGACGCAGUUAUCGACUUUAAGCUGCGUGUGGCAGUCCACACCGUCGACGAAUCCACCCGCCUCACCAGCCAGCACACCCCGUGGCAGAUGACCAAGCUUCUGUGGACCCACAAGCCCUACCGACGCGCUCUCAUCGCUGUAUGCGGCGUGCAGAUGUUCGGGCAGCUCACUGGAUUCAACACACUUCUGUAUUACUCUUCCAGGCUCUUCGGCCUCCUUGGACUGAAGAACUCGGCAGCAGGUGGUCUCAUUCCUGCCGGUUGCAACACCCUUUUCAUUUUCAUCGGAAUGACCCUCGUCGACAAGGUCGGUCGCCGCGGCCUCCUCAUGCGUGUCGCCCCUGGAAUGAUUGCGGGCCUUCUGUGGGCUGUAGUGGCCUUCUACUUUAUGACCAAGGACACUGGUGGCCAGCUUGUCGAAGGCUACGCCUACUCCACCAUGAACGUUGGCCUUGUUAUUGGCGCAAUCAUCCUCUUUGUCUGCAGCUUUGGAGCUACGUAUGCGCACAUCUGCUGGUACCAGUCCGAGUUCCUCCCGCUCGAGAUCCGCGCCACGGGAUCGGCCAUUGCCACCACCGCCAACUGGGUGCCCAACCUCGUCAUCGCCGUGGCGUUCCUUACCCAGCUCGAGACACUCACCCCUGCUGGAACGUACGGUCUCUACCUGGGCUUCGUCAUCUGUGGCUAUAUUUUCGCCUAUUACUGCUACCCCGAGACGAAGGGUCUGUCUAUCGACGAGACAAACCUUAUCUUCCAGGACGGCUUUGGUGUCAAGAAGGCCAGCGAGAUGCUCAAGGACAAGAAGGCGCUGCUGGCGGAGAUGAGGGAGCAGGAAGCGCUCGUGAACGCUUAA
This is a messenger RNA of Apiotrichum porosum, 1575 nucleotides long. RefSeq lists its product as uncharacterized. Gene Ontology annotation, biological process: transmembrane transport. The record is from RefSeq and is a predicted model, not a curated record. The transcript is spliced from 7 exons. Lineage: Eukaryota; Fungi; Basidiomycota; Tremellomycetes; Trichosporonales; Trichosporonaceae. Gene Ontology annotation, molecular function: myo-inositol:proton symporter activity. Bases 1 to 1575 code for a protein of 524 amino acids. Gene Ontology annotation, cellular component: membrane.